AUGACUCAGCCACAGCUUCCUCCAGUUCAAUUUGAACGAAAUACACCUAGAACUCAUCAACGUCCUCCGUCAACAAAAUCUAAGUCUUCUUUUGAAGCUACACCGCAGUUACAUGCAGACAAGCCCUCCAAUCACUUCUUUUAUAUGGCAGAUAACCAUCUAUUUGGCCGCAACGGAACCCCCAAAAAUGAGACUAUGGCCAUUUCCUAUUACAGACAGGCACACGAACAAGGACAUACCCAAGCCGAAGCCGUGCUUGGUUUUUGUUAUGAAUUUGGUUUAGGUGUUGAUCGAGACUUGUCCAUGUCAGAGCAUCACUAUCUCAGUGCUGCCGAAAAGGGCGAAGGGUUAGCAAUGGCUCGCUUGGCAUUUUUCCGGAAAUACGGACGUCCAGGGGUACGCAUCGAUAGAACAGAGGCAGAGGAAUGGACCGAGAAAAUGAGAAAGCAAGGGGUCUCUGCUGUUUCAUGGAUCAUUCGUGCAGCAACGCAAGAUAAUCAUCCUUCAGCUCAAUACUGUCUUGGCGUCUGUUUUCAUGAUGGCAUAGGCGUGAGUAAAAAUGAGCAAGAGGCAUUCAAAUGGUACAAGAAGAGUGCUGAACAAGGCAAUGCUCGAGGCCAAGGUAUCCUAGGCUACUGCUACGGAGAAGGAUUUGGUGUAGAAAAAGAUGAAGCGGAAGCUAUGCGAUGGUACAAACUAGCUGCGGAGCAAGGCGAAACAGUCGCUAUCUACAACGUAGGCUAUUGUUAUGAAGAUGGCAUUGGUGUAGAAAAAAAUGUUUAUGAAGCUGUGAAAUGGUAUUUACGAUCGGCUGAACAAGGCAACGCAUUUGCCCAAAACUCACUUGGGUACUGUUAUGAAGAUGGCAUUGGUGUCAACCAGGAUUAUGUCAAGGCAGCUGCUUGGUAUAAGAAAAGCGCAGAACAAGGCUACCCUUGGGCGGAAUGCAACCUUGGCUACUGUUAUCAGAAUGGCAUUGGCACCCCAAAAGAUGAUGAACAAGGUGCUUAUUGGUAUCGAAAGGCAGCAUUACAGGGUCAUGCACGAGCUCAGCAUAAUCUUGGAUUUUGUUAUCAAAAUGGUAUAGGAAUCUCUCGCUCCACGACCGAGGCUGUCAAGUGGUACAUUAAAUCAGCUGAGCGAGGUAAUAUAUUUGCCUAUCAUUCCCUUGGAUAUUGCUACCAAAAUGGUAUUGGUGUCACUGUCAAUGAACAAGAAGCAGUGUACUGGUACUAUCUCAGCGCUGAAGAAAACCAUGCGCCAGCCCAACUUUCUCUUGGGUAUUGCUAUCGUAACGGAAUCGGAGUCCCCAAAAAUGAACAAGAAGCCGUAAAGUGGUUCCUGAGGUCAGCUGAACAAGGCAAUGCACUGGCUCAAAAUUCAUUGGGCUAUUGCUAUGAAGAAGGCUUGGGUAUAGACAGAGAUUCCAAACGUGCUGUGUACUGGUAUUACAAAAGUGCAAAGCAAAACAACCCCUGGGCGCAAUGCAAUCUGGGCUUUUGCUUUGCUAAUGGCAUCGGCGUUCCACAAAACAAUAACAAAGCGGUGCACUGGUAUAGAAAAGCCGCCGACCAGAACCAUGCACGCGCGCAGGACAAAUUAGGUCUGCACCUUCAACACGGUCUAGGAGUUACACGAGAUCUGACUUGCGCCGCGCAAUAUUUUCGAUAUGCAGCUCAGCAAGACCACAUUGCCGCUCAGUUCCACCUUGCCAAUUGCUUAGAAAAAGGUUUGGGCACUGAAGUCAAUCUUCAAGAAGCCACCAUGUGGUUCGAACGCGCUGCUUUGGCAGGCUGUAGAAGCUCGCACGAGCGUUUACGACGGCUUUUGAUCCGAGUUUGUUUCGAAUCUGACACCGACUACAUUGCAAUGGCCGUGUUUCUACCAUUGUUAGUGAUUGGCGGUGCUCCCGUGUGUUAUGCUACUUACAAAGUUUUUGACACUGUUGACAAAGAGACAACCCGACUUAUUGCUCCUCAAGGAACUGAAUCAUCGUCCUCCACUUCAUACUUGACAGCAACCACAGUAUCGAUUGUAACUGCUGGAAUGUUUUCGAAAUACGCCUUCACAUCGCAAACUAGACACAGGUUAUUUUUCGCCAAAGUUGCACCAACAUCAGAUCUAAGAAUUGCCUCUCUAAAAGUUGCUGGAGAGCUACUAGGAAGAAUUUCACUUGUUCUAUGUGGUGCAGCGGCAGCUGGAGCUGCCUCUGGUCGUGCCGUGGCAUUAAAUUCGAGCCCUAAGAAAACAUAA
Messenger RNA from Umbelopsis ramanniana AG, 2253 nucleotides. RefSeq lists its product as uncharacterized. The record is from RefSeq and is a predicted model, not a curated record. Bases 1 to 2253 code for a protein of 750 amino acids. Lineage: Eukaryota; Fungi; Mucoromycota; Umbelopsidomycetes; Umbelopsidales; Umbelopsidaceae. Gene Ontology annotation, molecular function: protein binding. The transcript has 3 exons.